GAGCGCAGUUUCUACAAAGCAUAUGAUCUCGUGUAGUCUGGAAGUCGUGGUCGAUAAUUAUAUACAGAUGUGCGAAGCUUGUGGAUCAACAUGAUUCGACGUCGUCUCGCUGUUACGGUUAUAGUCACCGCGGCACUGCUUGGGAUGACUGCCACUCCAGGUCUCGCCGACGGGGGGUGGUGGUGGUGGUGGUGGCAACACUGUCUUCCGGCUCGGAAGAUCCGCGUGAUGCUAGCCUGUUCGGGCAUCGAUUUCGUGCCCCGCUCGGCCUGGGGCGCCCGACCGCCCAAAGGCUGGGAGAAGCUCAAGGUUCAACCCGUUCCGCGCAUGUUCGUGCAUCACACCGAGGGUCCGGAGUGCUUCGACUAUUCGAGCUGCUCGGAGAGGAUGCGUCACUGGCAGAACUUCCACAUGGACACCAGAGACUGGCUCGACCUCGGCUACAGCUUCCUCAUCGGUGGCGACGGGAGGGUGUACGUGGCACGGGGCUGGGAUACGAGCGGCGCCCACACCAAAGGGAAUAACGAAGACGCGCUCGCCGUGUCCUUCAUCGGCGACUUCUCGCGCCACCUGCCGACACCGCGGGCGAUCGAGGCGCUUAGUAGGCUCCUGCAGUGCGGCGUCGCUAUGGGCAAGAUCCGUGCAGACUACACCGUGCAUGGUCACCGCGACGCCAACUGUAGGGCAUGUCCGGGCGACGCCCUGUACGCCUACAUCUCUCGGUGGAGGCGCUUCGGCGGCAGAGUCAACAACUACAUCUGCGAGACGCCUGGGCGUACCGAACCGAGCGCGCCACACUGAGCGGGCCCCGACGGAAAUAUUGGUCAUAUGCUGAAGAUGGUUCACCUACGAAUGCCCUGCGUGUAAAUAACUCAGUUGCAUA
Messenger RNA from Dermacentor silvarum, 883 nucleotides. RefSeq names its product peptidoglycan-recognition protein SD. Gene Ontology annotation, biological process: peptidoglycan catabolic process. NCBI's taxonomy places the organism in Eukaryota, Metazoa, Arthropoda, Arachnida, Ixodida, Ixodidae. The record is from RefSeq and is a predicted model, not a curated record. Gene Ontology annotation, molecular function: zinc ion binding; N-acetylmuramoyl-L-alanine amidase activity. The transcript has 4 exons. The coding region runs from base 91 to 801 and encodes 236 amino acids.